AUGUCUGGAAACCGCCAUAUUCUCUCUGAGAUUACUGUGGGAGAGAAAAGAAUCAUUGCCAGCCUUGCUGGUAUGCAAGCUGACAUAAAAGCAGUAAAGUGUCAAUUGUCUGACAUGGGCAAAAACAUUGAUGCUAUUGCGGUAACCAGCUCUGAUAAUGCUGUACCAGCCAGCACGGUUGCCAACCCUAUUCCUGCUCCUAUUGUUGCCACCAUUCUUGCUCCUGCUAGGUACAUGUGGGAUCCCAACUUUUGGUCAGACAAGCCUGCCUUGAAGCAGGCAAACAAAAAUAGGCCCAGGUGGACCACUACAGUUUGCUUUUGCCUUUUGCCUAACCAAGAAUUGGCUAAGAAUGUUUUUGACUAUCUGGUGCCCAAGUUUGUUGGUGUUGGAAUGAGAGAGGCAGACCUGAACAAAUAUGUCUACAUGACUUACUGCUUGCGUAAGCGUGAGCAGAACAAGGAUAGAGAGGCCAAGAAGAAGUCAAAUACUGUUUCCAGAAGACAUGGGCAUGAGAAGGAGCGAAAAUUCUUAAUUGAUAUUUCUAUUAGCACUUCAGACAUCACAAGGCAGCAUACAAUAAGAACAAGAUUGCCAUUGACAAGAAAAUGGCGCAAGAUCGCUCUGCUCUGCUCAUCAGGGAAGCAAUGUCUGAAGAUGAAUCAGACAUACAAUUGUUUGAUUGAGCUCGUUGAUGAGGCUAUUAUAGCUGAUUUGGGCAGCAAUGCCCAUCAGUUACUGGAACGAAUUUGGUUAAGAACCACAGAUUUGGCAGUCUCAGACGCAAUUGUGUCACAGUUACCUCAGUGGGCUCUUAGAAAUGGGCCCUAA
Phycomyces blakesleeanus NRRL 1555(-) is the source of this 831-nucleotide messenger RNA. RefSeq lists its product as hypothetical. The coding region runs from base 1 to 831 and encodes 276 amino acids. The transcript has 4 exons. NCBI's taxonomy places the organism in Eukaryota, Fungi, Mucoromycota, Mucoromycetes, Mucorales, Phycomycetaceae. The record is from RefSeq and is a predicted model, not a curated record.